Drosophila guanche is the source of this 5298-nucleotide messenger RNA. RefSeq lists its product as uncharacterized. Gene Ontology annotation, molecular function: ATP binding; transmembrane receptor protein tyrosine kinase activity. Lineage: Eukaryota; Metazoa; Arthropoda; Insecta; Diptera; Drosophilidae. Gene Ontology annotation, biological process: cell surface receptor protein tyrosine kinase signaling pathway; positive regulation of kinase activity; multicellular organism development. Gene Ontology annotation, cellular component: signaling receptor complex. The transcript has 6 exons. The record is from RefSeq and is a predicted model, not a curated record. Bases 1370 to 4936 code for a protein of 1188 amino acids.
UGUGGAACUCAAUCUUUUAGCGGGCCGCGGACAAGUAACAACAGAAAUAGUGUCGAAUUCUGGUCCGAAUUCAGAAAAGUAGUUCCGUUGAAUACGAAAAAUAUCCAUCCAUAUGCUCAUGGAGAUAUUGCCGCCGUAAGAGAAAAAAAAAGGUCGUGGGUGCUGAAAGAGCGCGGGCGCAACUGGAUAAUUUCACGAAAUUUACGAAUUUACGAGUAUCUUAGCCAAGAGAGCUUUGCCUGGUCCGUGCGUAUCAGAGUGUGUGUAUGUGUAAGCUGGUUUGUGUGUGUGUGUGUGUGUGUGCCAGAAUAUUAACCGAAAGCAAGUGCAAAAGAAAAAUCAUAAACAAAACGGGCAACAAGUUUUUUUUGCGUAGAAUCGAAAUUCCAAGAAAAACAACAACAGCAGCAGCAGCAGCAGCAGCGCCGUGUUCUUUCGAAUCUCCCGUAUUGUUGCAACUCGUUUCGGUUUGUUUCGGUUGUUUUGUCACAAAGCCACAAAGCGGGUCAAAUGCAUAAAUAAACCAGGCCCGAUUUCGCUGUGAAUGAAGCGAAGCCAAAUGAAAUGCGAAAUUUGUGUUAUUAUUUGUUUGGCCUGAAGCGAAAUUAAUUACAGCCAGCAUUGUCAUUUGCAGUGCAUUGCUGUACUCGCAUCUGUAGCUGUAUCGGCAUCGGUUAAGUUUAUGUAAAACAACGUUGCGGAGUGAAGUAUCGUCGGUAUCGUCUUCUUGUUUUUUCGGCACCUACAUAUUGUCGUCCCGCUUCGACGCUUGCAUAGAGCAGCGCGUAAGCUUGGCUUAGUCAGAGAGAGAGUGAGAGCGAUCCAAGGAGAGAGUAAACAAUGACCAACUGUCUGCACUGAAUGCGUGUGCACGAACAGACCAGGCCCCUGCACUUGGCGGACACCUGAGCGGACACCCUUGGCGCAUGCACAAAUGGCAGCUAAACAGCAACGGCCAGGCGUACGAUUUCCCAAAGCAGCAGCACAGAUAAGUCGACAGCACGACUUGAAUUAUUGCACGCAACAGCAACAGCAGCAGCAGCAACUGCAACAGCAGAGAAAGGGGAGAAGCUGAGCAGCAGCAGCAGCAGCAGCAGCGGUUGGUGGUGGAGGAGGCGGAGUCGGAGUCGGAGAAGCAGCUCCAUUCUACAAGACAAUUGUGGAAAAAUUGGAAAAUCCUCACCAGCGUGUGUGUGUGUGUGUGUGUGCAAAACGAACAAUAGAAAACCAGAUAGAAAAUCAGCAAGGCAGAGAAAACAAUCAACAACAACAACAAAAGAAAAACACAACAAAACAGCAAAGCAAAAGCAGAGCAAAAACCGAAAGCCAACUAUAAUUUUGGGAUAUUUAUUUGUAUGCUUGGCUUACGAUGAAAAUUCAUCGAAGCAAUGAAUCAUUUUGCCGUUGCUGGUUGUUGUUUUUGGUGGCAUUGUUGGUGGCUGAGGCACAAGCAGCAGCAGCAGCAGCAGCAGCAACAUCGACGACAGUAAGUGAAACGCAGACGAAUGCAACAAAUGGUGCAAUUAGACAGCCAGCAGAGGGAGGCGGCCGAGAGCCCAGGCAACUACAACUGGGAGUGCAACAAAAUGUGACAGCAGCAGCAGCGGCAGCCACAGCCGCCGCCAGUGACGGGGAAAGCCGAAAUUCAGCGGAAAUUUUAAGCCCCAGCGAUGUGGAUGCUGUCGGGGAUAAGCCCACAACGUAUCGACCCUCGGGCGCCAAUCGGCCCUCACCGGCGCCGCCCCUCAACUCGGCACAGGAUCGGGAGCGCAAGCUGAUGAAUGUGCUGGCUGCGAGGCGCACGGCGCUGCAUAGAGGUGGCUUUCGCACCCGACUCGGCGGCACCACAGGGCGCAGUGGCAUGGCCCAAGCGGGAGCAGCGGCGGCUGCUGCUGCUGCUGCUGUGGAGAGCACCUCCAAGUCCCCGAGCGAUCCGCGUUCCGUGUGCAUCAGGAAUUGCACCAAGAACUUUACGCGCCGCACCACAGCCAGCUGCAUGCGGCAGUGCGCCAACUUCACUCGCAUGGCCAUGGCGGGCACCAUGGAGCAGCAGCGUGCGGCGGGGAACAGUUCCGCGGCGCUGCCCAAGGCAUCCCACAUGAAGGUGGGCGGUGGAGGAGCAGCGGCAGGAGGCUCCGCGGAUCGCGACACCAACGAGAUUCUCUUCAGCGAUGAGUCCUCGCACGGGCUCUUUGUGGUGGCCAAGGAGCAGAACGACACGCUGAACCACAUUGCAGCUGGCACCAAGCCCACGGUGCGUGGCAAGGCCACAUCCAUGGAGGAGCAGGACGACGAUGAGGAGGACGAUGAGCUGAAGCCGUACGUUUAUUUCGGUGCCAAGUUGCCGCCAAUACGACCCGCUGGACUCACCAUCAAGGCAGCCGAAGGCGACGACGAGCAUCCGCGUGUGCUGGAAGUUUCAGUGGCUCAAAGCACCACCCCCAGCCCCACCAGCAGACCCACGGUGUCCACCCGACGUCCGCUGACCGCAGUGGAGCGCAGUCGCAGCCGCUACAAAUAUCACAUGCGGGAACGUGGCAUAGCCGCAGCGGUUGACCCACCACCACCUGCAGCUGCUGCUGUGGUUGCAGCGCCAGUGAGUCGCACGCGUUAUGUGGGCUCGGGGCGACCCACAGCGGGACUGCAGACAGAAACGGAGCUGGCCAAGGGAGCUCCGGUGCGCAGGGUGGUGCCAGUCAAGGUGGUGCCGCCCGCUUCCUCCUCCUCAACGCCGCUCAUUAUUACAGUGCUGAGCGCGGAGGAGGAUACAACGAUGGGGCAGGCAGAAGUGCAAACAGAGGCAACCACCAGCAGCACCACCACAAGCACCACCACAGCCAAGCCCACAACCACCACUCAGGCACCCAGCACCACAACCAGAAGAACAAGCACAAAAGCAACCACCACUACAACAGCAAAGACAACAACAACCAGCAGCACCACAAGCAGCACUCCCAGCACCACAACGAGCACCACAAGCAUCCCAACCAUCUCAACCACGCCCAAGCGCAAGAGCAUCAUCGAGAAGGACACGGAGCUGAUACGCGCCUUGGGUCCCGCACUCACACAAGAGAUCAACAUUGAGGAUCAAAAUAAUUUGAUAAUCUUCUGCAACAACACCUCCGAUUGUGGUGUCACGCCACGCACCACACACCACACACAGCUGGCGCACACCACGGACUCCAGUCCGAAGAUUCUGCGCACCACAGUGCUGACUUCGGUGCGUUCCACAGUGCAUCCGUGGACAACCACCAGCAGCAGCAGCACCACCUCACCAGCAGCAGCGGAAACUCUUCCCGCUAAUGUGUACAUUGGUGUGGUGGAAUCCUCAUCCUCUGCCACACCGCAGCUGGACAUAAGCUCCACAAUUGUGAUUUCCAAUGAGCGGGAUGUGGAUCUGGAGCUGCGGCGCAUGAAUCUCGUCACGCUGGUGCUGGUGGCGGUGGGCGUCAUACCCCUGGCAGCCAUCAUCCUCUACCUGGUGCGCAAUUAUGUGGUGCGACGCAGGGCCAAGAAGCAUGGCGAGGUCUUUGAUGUGUGCAUCACGGACCAGCAGCCCAUUAGUCCGGUGAAGAAGGUGGACUCCAAGUACCAGCUGGACGAGGAGGAGGACGAGGUGGAUCAUCAUCAUCAGCACCACCAACAACAGCAGCAGCAGCAGCAGCAACACCAUCAUCAGGUGCAACAUCAGGCCAUGCCAUUGCGGGAUGCCAAUCACAAUCGCUACUCGAUGGAUGACAAGACAUCGCUGGCCAGCGAGUAUCAGGACUUUGAGCGCAGCAACAUACGCCUGAAGAGCCUGCUCGGCGAGGGCAACUUUGGACAGGUGUGGAAAGCGGAGGCGGAUGAUCUCAGCGGCCACUUUGGCGCCACACGCAUUGUGGCCGUCAAGACAAUACGCGCCUGCAGCGCCCAGGUGAGCCUCAAGGAUGAGGCAAACAUUAUGCGGAAACUCGGCUCCCAUCAGAAUGUGGUGACACUGCUGGGCGCCUGCGUGGAGAGUGAACCCCACAUGCUGAUCAUGGAGUAUGCCAUGCGUGGCCGUCUGCUGUCGCUCUUGAGAGCUGCGCGCAGUGCGACAAAUAUUCUGCCCGCCUCUGUGCCUGGGGGACGCAGCUUGGCGCCACUGUCGCCGCGCACACUGGCGGGCUUUGCGCUGGACAUUGCCUGCGGCAUGGAGUACAUAGCAGGGCGUAGGAUUGUUCAUCGCGACUUGGCCGCUCGCAAUGUGCUCCUCGAUCACAAUGGCAUGUGCAAGAUUUGUGAUUUUGGCAUGUCCAUUGAUCUGGAUGCGGAGCGCAUGCGCAAGGAGCAGGAGAAGAAUGCUGCGAAUGAUAUACUCCGCAGCAAUGCGUUGAAAUUUAAGUUUGAUUUUGGCAGUCGCUACAUUCUGCAGCACUGGCAGCACACCUUUGGCAACACGGGGCACCACCAGGGGCAGCAUGGCCACUGCUCGAAGGAGCAUCAGUCGGAGAAGAAGUCCUCGCAUGGCCAUGACACAAUUGGCAAGCGGCACGCGCUGCCCAUACGCUGGAUGGCGCCCGAGAGUCUCCAGUAUCACAUGUUCACCACCGAAACGGACAUUUGGGCCUUUGGCAUUGUCCUCUGGGAGAUUGCCACUUUGGGUUCCACGCCGUACUCCCAGCAAACGGGCCGCGAAGUGAUACGCCGCGUGCCUCAGGGUCUGCGUCCCGAGCUGCCCAAGGAGAGCCGCCACGAGUUCUACAAUUUAAUGUCCCGCUGCUGGCACAAGGAUCCACACAUGCGACCCUCAUUCGCACAGUCCCGGCUGGAGAUCACCCGAUCGCUGCACAAAUGGGUGGACGAUGAUUCGGCUGCCUCCGACUACAUGGAUGUGAGCGGCUUCAGUGAGGAUCUCGAGCAUGGUGUGGUGUACUUUAAUCAUCGCAUAUCGGAGUUUGAAUGUGAAAUAUGACGCUGACUGAAAGCAUACCCCCAACUAUCCCUCCUCCUACACUGUAUUCCCACCAUCAAAAUCUCGACUCUCUCUGCACUCUUGAUACGAAAUUCUGUUAACUUUUGGCGUGCUUGUCCGAGCAGUAUUAUUGUUGUAUUUUAUGCGUAUAUAUUUAAAUAUUUUAACACAUCUAUUUUCCCCCCAUUUCCACUGCAGGGAGAGAGUUUCCUUUUCUUUCAUUGUAAAUAUUUAUGCGAUUAAUUUAAUGAAUGGCGCUGCUAUCCCUAGGCCUAGACUUAGUUCUUCUAGUCUGUAUCUAAAACAUUUUCCCAUCUUCACGUUGAGCUAUUGUUAGACUGCACCCCACGAGAGGACAAAAA